Messenger RNA from Trypanosoma cruzi, 807 nucleotides. RefSeq lists its product as uncharacterized. NCBI's taxonomy places the organism in Eukaryota, Euglenozoa, Kinetoplastea, Trypanosomatida, Trypanosomatidae. Bases 1 to 807 code for a protein of 268 amino acids. The transcript has a single exon. The record is from RefSeq and is a predicted model, not a curated record.
AUGGGUAACUGCUGUCGCCGUUCUUUCCCUAAAGAAGGUGAUGGUGAUGAUGAUUCUGCGGUGUUGCGGCUGACACCGCGGCAACGAUUGCUUGCGUUAUUCGGCAUGUACGCCCCGCAUUUGCUGAAGGAUGUUGACGACAUCCUGCGAGACUACAAUAAUGAUGGCGUGUGUGCUGUGAGUUACUACUGUGCCUUUCUGGGGCCAGAGCCAAAGCUUCAUGAGGCGAAGCAGAUGUACACCACACACUUGACUGAAGGUGACAUCGCAUUGCGAAAACUCAUUCAUGGGCUGCUGAUAAAAUAUGACCCGACGCGGAUCGUGGAAUUGGAGCUGAUUGUACGGGCACACGAGGAGGAGGCGAAGAGGGGCGGGAAGGAAACGGCAGCGGGUUUAAUACAACGACUGAAGGAGCAAUAUUUGGGAGGGCUUGUGGGGGAGGCGCCGGCCCCGCCGCUGCCGCUGCAGGAUGUCGAGUGCUCCACGACAGCGGCGUGCAAGACACCGCAACCGCCCACAUGUUAUCCCUCAGAAACGGCAGCGACGGAUGGCAUGUCUGCCCCUUUUUGUGCUGCGAAUUUGUUUUCUACGGCCACCGCCGCGCUUUCGAUGAGUGCGCACGCCUGGCGUGGGGGGAAGAGAGGCGGGGCCAGCGGCAGUGGUGAUGGGGAUUUUCUUCGCGACUUUGAUGACAUCCUUGCCCGCUCCCGCAAAGCGGAUUUCUCGAUCCUCCUCCCUUAUCGACCGCCCGCACUUCUGACCCCGUGGGCGACGGGGCAAGCGGUGGAAGUGUGGGCUUCACAAUGA